CCAAACGCAAACGCUCUAUCUGAAGUCGAUUUAGUCAGAGCAGUUGCAGUUGAUUCCUGACGGGUGAACUGAGCGAAAGUAAAAGUGUGAUCCAGGCAAAUUAAAAAGAAAAAAGAAAAAACUUAAUAAUGUCGAAAAUUGGUAUUAACGGAUUUGGCCGCAUUGGUCGUCUGGUGCUGCGUGCCGCUAUCGACAAAGGCGCCUCCGUCGUUGCCGUUAACGAUCCCUUCAUCGAUGUGAACUACAUGGUCUACCUGUUCAAGUUCGACUCCACCCACGGCCGUUUCAAGGGCACCGUUGUUGCCGAGGGCGGCUUCCUGGUUGUCAACGGCCAGAAGAUCACUGUCUUCAGUGAGCGCGAUCCAGCCAACAUCAACUGGGCCAGCGCUGGCGCUGAGUAUGUGGUUGAGUCGACCGGUGUCUUCACCACCAUCGAUAAGGCCUCCACUCACUUGAAGGGCGGUGCCAAGAAGGUCAUCAUUUCGGCACCCUCCGCUGAUGCGCCCAUGUUCGUGUGCGGCGUGAACUUGGAUGCAUACAGCCCGGACAUGAAGGUCGUGUCGAACGCUUCUUGCACCACCAACUGCUUGGCCCCAUUGGCUAAGGUUAUCAAUGAUAACUUUGAGAUUAUUGAGGGUCUGAUGACCACUGUGCAUGCCACCACAGCCACCCAGAAGACCGUCGAUGGCCCCUCCGGCAAGUUGUGGCGUGAUGGUCGUGGUGCUGCCCAAAACAUCAUUCCAGCAUCCACUGGCGCCGCCAAGGCCGUCGGCAAAGUCAUUCCAGCUCUGAAUGGAAAACUUACCGGCAUGGCUUUCCGUGUGCCAACACCAAAUGUCUCUGUUGUUGAUUUGACCGUGCGCUUGGGCAAGGGUGCCACCUAUGAUGAAAUUAAGGCCAAAGUACAAGAGGCUGCCAACGGUCCAUUGAAGGGCAUUUUGGGCUAUACCGAUGAGGAGGUCGUCUCCACCGAUUUCCUCAGCGACACUCACUCGUCCGUAUUCGAUGCCAAGGCCGGCAUCCCGCUCAACGAUAAGUUCGUUAAGCUGAUUUCGUGGUACGACAACGAGUUCGGUUAUUCCAACCGUGUCAUUGACUUGAUCAAGUACAUGCAGAGCAAGGAUUAAAUUAUAUAAAAAGCUGCAGCUAACACAAUGUUAACUUCUCAAUACGCACAAACAGGAGGUGUAGCAUUUAACUAUAGAUGAGAGGGAUCCGAUUUUCGCCCACACAACUACACAGUUACCCAAUAAAAACACACAACAUACAUACAUA
Drosophila virilis is the source of this 1275-nucleotide messenger RNA. Its product is annotated as glyceraldehyde-3-phosphate dehydrogenase 2. Gene Ontology annotation, molecular function: NAD binding; NADP binding; glyceraldehyde-3-phosphate dehydrogenase (NAD+) (phosphorylating) activity. Gene Ontology annotation, cellular component: cytosol. NCBI's taxonomy places the organism in Eukaryota, Metazoa, Arthropoda, Insecta, Diptera, Drosophilidae. Gene Ontology annotation, biological process: glucose metabolic process; glycolytic process. The record is from RefSeq and is a predicted model, not a curated record.